GGCCGACGUCCGACCGGACGAAUUUCUUUUCUUUCUUGCAAGUCACGCAGGGGUCGAUGACCCCAAAGCUGGAACCCUGCCGGGGCAGCCUUGAGUGGAUACGUCAGCACAAAAAGCAGGCUAAGACACAGACAUAACAGCAAGAGUCACUGCGAUUUUACAGAAGGGGGAAUUCGUUUCGCUGUGUUAUCUCAGUGUGACCAGUUUGUGAGCGUGUCCGUUGGUUCACCAGUAACGUUAACGUUACUGCCCCAGAGACUGGAGUAACGACCACUUGUUGAUCUGUGACCACCAUGGCCCUGGAGGCGUUCCUCGACAUCCCCCUGACGUGGGUCCUUCUAACGCUACUGGGAGUUCUCUUUUACCUGUAUGCAGUGCGUCCCUUAUGGACCUUCAAGAACAUGGGUGUUCCAGGACCCACCCCUCUGCCCUUUGUCGGGACCCUGCUGCGAUGGUUCAAGGAUGGAAUCUGGAGUGCAGAGGGGUCGAGACGGCGUGUGCAGCAGUACGGUAAAGUGUAUGGGUUUUUCUUUGGAAGGACACCAACGCUCAUCAUAUCAGAUGGAGAAAUGCUCAGAGAGAUCUUUGUGAAAAAAUUUCAUGCCCUCACCGACCGCCAGACCGAUACACUGUCACUGGACACAAAACCCAGCGGCCGCAUGCUCAUCAAUCUGAGGAGUGAGGAGUGGAAGAAUGUAAGGAGCACCUUGAGUCCAGCCUUCAGCGGGGGCAAACUGAAGAUGAUGGGGCCAGCAAUAAACACCUGUGCUGACCAGCUUGUGCAGAAUAUUGCAAAGUUUGCAGGUACAGGGGAGUCCUUCGACACCAAAAAACUCACAGGUGCAUUUACUAUGGACGUCAUUGCCAGGACUGCCUUUGGUACUGAGAUCGAUUCCCAGCGCAACCCACAGGACCCUUUUGUCCUUAUGGGCAGGAAGGCUUUCAAUGUGGAGUUCUCAAGUCCAAUCCUUAUGUUGUUUGUCAUGUUCCCCUCCAUCAUGAAGCCCAUCAUGGAAUGGCUCAACAUCGACCUCUUCCCAAGAGAUGCCACCAGCUUCUUCUACAGCAUCUUUGACCAGCUCAUUGGGCUUAGACAGAAGAGUGCUGAGAAGGGACGAGUUGACUUCCUGCAGCUGAUGAUGGAUGCUCACAAAGAUGCAGAUGAGGAAGAAGAGGAUGGUGUCAAGUCGCAUGGGCAGAAACAUGCUCUGACCAGAGAUGACAUCGUUGCCAACGGCUUUCUCUUCUUUGUUGCGGGCUACGAGACAACUGCAAGUACGAUGGCCUUCGUGAUGUACAACUUUGCACUGAAUCAGGAAGAACAGGACAAGGCUAGGGAGGAGGUCAACAAGAUCAUGGAGGACAGAGACCUGGUUGACUAUGAGGCAGUGCAUGAGAUGUCGUACCUGGAGAUGUGCUGUAUGGAGACCCUGCGCUUGUACCCUCCUGCACCAAAUAUUGGCCGAGUGGUUUCUGAAGAGGUCAAAGUCCAGUGGCUGACCAUUCCCAAGGACAUGUUUGUCUUAGUGGAUGUCCUCGCCAUCCACUACGAUCCUGAACGCUGGCCAGAGCCAAACAAGUUUAUCCCCGAAAGGUUCACCAAAGAAGCGCGUGAGAAGCGGGAUCCAUACAACUGGCUGCCGUUCGGCGCGGGACCAAGGAACUGCAUCGGGAUGAGGCUGGCCAUGAUGGAACUGAAGGUCGGACUGGCCAAGAUCCUGAUGAAGUAUCGCUUCAUGACAGCUCCUGAUACUGAUAUUCCCCUGAAGAUGAAGAAGACCAACCAGUUUCCACUUCCCGAGAACGGCAUCCAUCUGAAAGUGGAGCUGAUUGACCAAGAUGAGAACUGACUCCAUCAAGCCCUUCUAAGUCAAUCACAAGAAAACUCUCUCCAACAUGAUCUCUUCAGUGUCACUGAUCAAACACACCAGAUGGUUGUCUGAAAUGUCUGACCGUUUCUAAAAUCAUAUCCAGUUGCUUGAGUAACUGCUUUUUGACGUAUAACUUAGAGUCAAAUACAUUCUAAUGUUACAGUAUCUUUGAUAUUAGUUUGUAGUCUGAUACUGCUGUAGCUAACCUAUAGCAGAUGAUACUUAGUACUGACAGUGAUCAUGAGUUUGUGAGUUAGCUGUUACACAUAUACCAAUGAAAUUUGUUUUCACAAGCUUAAAAUAACAUUAGAUCAUACAGAACUUUAUGCUAUGUAUACAUAUUCAUGUUAUGAGCUUGAGACUGAGUGUAUUCUUAUAUAUUGGGUUAUGUCCUUCGUCCUGAAUGCAUUGCCAUGAUUUCAUUUUGUACAGCAGUAUCAGUAAGAAUUUGUUGAUGGUGAUUCCAUGUUCGCUUUCGUGCCCUUUUAGAUUAUGAUAAGCCGUUUGGUUUCUUGUAUAUUGUAGCCUGACAGCUCAAAGUUGGUAUAGAGCGUAAUCGGUGUAUUGCAACAUUAAAUAAGUGUUAUUGACACCUGACCUGAGUGUAAAAUGAAGCUACAAUGCUGUGAUACAUUACUAAGUUGCUACAUUUCUAAAUUUAGCAUAGAGUGAUUAUGCUACCAUUGAAUGCACGUUUUAAGUUCCUCUACACAAUGUUCUAUGACUUUAUUCAUGUUACUAAUCAUGCCUGUAAGUAGCAUCAUCAUGAUAUUUGUACUUUGCCUUGCUUACCCAUUUGAGAACCCUAAUGUAGUUGUAUUAUAAGGUGGUACGUAAGGUAGGGACCAACAUUUGGAAGUAUAACCAGGUGAGGUGGAAUGGAAACCAAGAUAUAGAGAUGUAUUUAGCACAUUAAUUAUUUUGAAAGAUGUACACUAUACUUGUAAUGUUAGUAAGUAAAAAAAGUACCUUAAUUAUUCUGAUACAUUUACUUUUGCAGUGGCUUUGUCUAAGAAUAUUUGCUAGAAUAAAAAAUCUGAACACAGAGUAUAUAAAGGUAGCGGAUGCCUAUUCUUGUGCUUAUAACACCGUUAGAUAUUAAACACCAGGAAGCUUAGCUUUGCUUUAAUGAUUUCUUCACCUUUAGACUAUGAUUACUUGCAACACAACAUGUUCAAAAUAUAAUGUCCUGUUUUUUGGGUAUGAUUUACUUUGA
Branchiostoma floridae (Florida lancelet) is the source of this 3087-nucleotide messenger RNA. Its product is annotated as cytochrome P450 3A21-like. The coding region runs from base 294 to 1850 and encodes 518 amino acids. The transcript is spliced from 14 exons. The record is from RefSeq and is a predicted model, not a curated record. Gene Ontology annotation, molecular function: heme binding; steroid hydroxylase activity; iron ion binding. Lineage: Eukaryota; Metazoa; Chordata; Leptocardii; Amphioxiformes; Branchiostomatidae.